AUGCUUCUUGGUUCCGCAUUUUCCCUCGCGCACGAACUUGGCAUAUUUGAACCUGAGGAUCGUGGCUCAAUACCCACCAAACAUUCUAAUCCUGCUUUUGUCACCCACAACAGAAUUCGCAAACAGCGCGUUCAACAACUUCUCUAUGUUUACAUCAACCAACUGGCUUCUCGAAUAGGAUGUAUGUCCUUGAUGCCCCAAAAUCUCAACCGCGCCAUCAGCAAAGUCCACAGCACUAGUUUAUCCGAGACCAAGACCGAGUGGACGACGUUCAUGGACUCAUGGAUGGAUCUCACCAAACUCACGAGAUCUGUCAAUGAUAUGCUUUUCCCGUCUGCCUCAUUUGCGAAACAGCAGCUUCACAGUGGACGUUACAUAGGAUUAUUAGAUCAUUUCCGUCCCUUGCUGGCGCAAUGGCGUGCUCGUCAUCUCGAUGCGCCGACGGGACUUAAUACGAAUUUUGUCAAUAUUCUUCAUAUCGAAUACCACUACGUCCGCGUAUACACGCAUUCGUUCGGUAUGCAAGCCGUCGUUGAGCGUGUCCUGGCCGACGCCCACUCUCACUCCAAUUCCAUCUCAUCCAACAACAAUAAUGCCUACAACAGCAAUGACGUCGACGCAAACACCAACCAACGUACCAACGCCGAAAUCAACCUUGACCCCAUCGACCACGAAUUUAUACAAGAAGUAAUCGACGGGUCCUGCCAAAUCCUCAAAAAGGUAAUCGAACUUGCACAGGCCGACAAAUUACGMUUUUCGCCAGUGCGUAUAUUUCUGCGGGUCACCAGUUCAUCGAUCUUCUUGCUCAAAGCGCUCAGUCUGGGUGUGCGACACACGAAGCUACAGGAAUCUCUCGAUGUACUUGAAAAGAGUAUCCAAGCUCUUAGGUCUAAUAUUUUGGAUGAUGUGCAUCUCGCAUCUCGUUACGCGAUUUUGUUGGAAGUUCAUCUUUCCCGAUUGAGAAGGAAUUUGGUUGCCUCGUCUUCAUCCGCAGCGAUGAAUAAGAUCGGUACUGGAGCUGGGGCUGGAAUUACAGUCAUGCCAUCUUCGUCUUCGACGACAAGGAAUAGUACUCGCCCAUCCUCUACACAGCCUUUUUUUAAGGGCGUAGAGAUGGACCCGGGUACAAAUCGCAUGUAUACCAGCAACCCGAAUAGUGACAGCGCGUCUGAUGAUGUAGUAAUGACUCAAACAAUGCCGCAGUCUUCUUCAUAUGUGACGGGUAAUGAGAACGCAGGGCCAGUUCAUAUGGCGGAUGAUAACGACUGGUUAUUUUCGUUGCCGUUUGAUCCAUCUAUGGCUCCUUUUGGGCCAAGUGGUGGGCAAUUGUCUGGCUUUGAUGGUGGGACGUUGGACUUUCUAUGGAAUUUACCUGAGUAA
Talaromyces amestolkiae is the source of this 1380-nucleotide messenger RNA. RefSeq lists its product as uncharacterized. Gene Ontology annotation, cellular component: nucleus. Gene Ontology annotation, molecular function: DNA-binding transcription factor activity, RNA polymerase II-specific. Gene Ontology annotation, biological process: positive regulation of transcription by RNA polymerase II; aromatic amino acid catabolic process. The record is from RefSeq and is a predicted model, not a curated record. Lineage: Eukaryota; Fungi; Ascomycota; Eurotiomycetes; Eurotiales; Trichocomaceae. Bases 1 to 1380 code for a protein of 459 amino acids. The transcript has a single exon.